This is a messenger RNA of Rhizophagus irregularis DAOM 181602=DAOM 197198, 795 nucleotides long. RefSeq lists its product as uncharacterized. The record is from RefSeq and is a predicted model, not a curated record. NCBI's taxonomy places the organism in Eukaryota, Fungi, Glomeromycota, Glomeromycetes, Glomerales, Glomeraceae.
AUGAGAUUUGGUGGUUAUAUUCUUGAAGUUUUGGUUAACGACGUACUGUUACCUGAAAGGAUCGUAAAAGUCGAAACAGAACACAUUAAAUUUGAACCAAGUUAUUAUGUUGAUGAUAUAAGUAAACAAAAAAUUUUCUGCGAUAUGCAUCAUAUCGUAGAAGUUAAACCAAAAACCAAAUUUCAAAUAAGAUUUCGAUCAUUACAAGUAAACAAGACAAAAAUAAUACGUGGAGAUGUAGCUAUUAAUGGAGAAACAGAUCAAACUUGUAUUGAAAUGUAUAAUAAAUCAUUUCAAAUAGUUAAUGGAUUUUGGUUUAAAAAAAAAUAUCAACCUUUUAAAUUUCCAACUAAAUUAAGUUCAAUAUCAAAUAUAAUUACAAAUCAUUAUCAAUUUGGUGGACCUAAUACAAUUUCAGUUUAUUUUUAUGAAAUUGAAAAGAAAAAAUUUCCUAUAGUUAAAAAUUUAAAAAUUAGUUCAAAAAAUUAUAAUGAAUUAUUUUGGAAUGAAAGUUCUAAUUUAAAAUCUUAUGAACCUAUCGCAGUUUUACAUAUUCAUUAUAGAUCAACUUCAUGGUUCAAUUUAUUAAAUAAUAAUAAUAAUCAUUAUUAUCGUUCAAGCAAAUAUUCAAACAAACAUAUCAAACGUUCAAACAAAGUUAUUAAAAAAGAAACGUUCCCAAUCAGAAAAAAACGAAGAUUUUUGGAAGAAGAAGAGAAUGAUAACAAUUCGAAAAUUUUAGUAACUUCAUCCAUUCCAUAUCGUAAUAAGAGAAGAAGAGAGAAGAAGAAUUAA